Messenger RNA from Pecten maximus, 1733 nucleotides. RefSeq names its product kelch-like protein 29. NCBI's taxonomy places the organism in Eukaryota, Metazoa, Mollusca, Bivalvia, Pectinida, Pectinidae. The coding region runs from base 264 to 1445 and encodes 393 amino acids. Gene Ontology annotation, molecular function: protein binding. The transcript is spliced from 2 exons. The record is from RefSeq and is a predicted model, not a curated record.
AUCAUCGCAGAAAGAGUUUUAAACGUGAAGUUACUUGUUGGUUGUAGUACACAGCGGGAACAGGGCACACGAUAUCUAAAAUUUACUACAAAGGCAGAUGAGCUGAUACUAGUCUCCGGAAACUGCUUUUAUCAGUAGAAUAUAAACAGGAAAGACAACACAACAAGAUAGUGUGGUAUGACCACACAUACGGGCGACCCAAGCUUGGCUGCUUACUUUCAGCGACAAAUUCCAGGUUCAGUGUUGAACUAUAUCCACACACCAUGCAGUGCCAGAAUUUAAACUCAAGCAGUAAUCUGUACCCGAAUCUGAUUCAUGAAAGUCUAGACCCGAAAUCGAAGAAGUAUCUUGCUACCUAUUUCUGUGAGGGUUGCUUUGAACACGAAGAAUGUAUCAAUUCCUCCAACGUUGAACAGUUCCUGGCAAUAUCGCGCCAACUUCACCAUGAUAAAUUACAGUAUGAAUGUGAAAACUUUCUCAGGAAUAAUAGCCUGUGCCGGCGCCUUAGCCUAGGGCCGAAAUCAAAGAAUGAAGCAUCUCGCUACCAAUUAAUGUUCAUCGGAAACAGAGAAGAUCGGCCAUCUGGCCCCCUCGUUUGUCACUUGUAUGAUUGCCGAAAGAAUUUCCAGAAAAUAUGCCAGAUUCCAGAACUUUCGGGUGUAGGAGCUGGAUGUGCAGUUUGCUGCUUACAAGACCAUGGAUAUGACGCCCCUCAUGUGUACGUUUCUGGGGGUGGGAAGUGUUCGGGAGACGUUUAUCAUUGUGAUAUUGUAUUGAACAAAAGGAAGAGGUGUUCAAAACGACUAGUUAAGGGUAGAUCUCUCCACUGUAUGACAUGUGUUCAGAACAAACUCUAUGUAUUCGGAGGAAAAAAUAACAAGGGCGAGGUGAUUUGUUCCAUCGAGGAAUUCACUUCAAAACGCCAUUCCUGGAAAAUAGUUGGAAAUCUAGAAGUAGCUGUUCACAGUGCGUGCGCAAUCAAACACGACAACAAGAUUUACGUGUUUGGUGGAAUAUUAGACAAUGGCAAAGAAACGCCCAAUGUUCAGGUGUAUGAUCCGCAAACAAAGACAUGCAAAAUUCUGACAAGCCUCCCAUUCCCUACAUCAGAAGGGCAGGCGGUGGUGAGAAAUGGAAAGAUCUUCGUUGCGUGCGGUAAUGGACGACUUGUGUCGUAUGAUCCAGAUUCAAAUCAAAACGUUAUUUGUACACAUAUGCCAGUGUGUUGUACAAACUUUGCAAUGUUCGCAGAAAAAGAAGGGAUCUUCUUUGCUGGUGGAAAAACACUUAAUGAUGACAAUGCUCUAAAAACUGUGUACGUGUAUUCGCCCGAGACUUGCACGUGGCAUGUGACAGACAGAGACCUGUCCUCCCCACUGUCUGUAUAUGGUAACUGUUCAGUAGAAAUUCCGGCAGAUUACGGACUUGUUCCAUUUUUCAGCUGAACACGUGUAUAUCAUACUGUUUCCAUUAUGAUCCCAUAUAUCAUGAUAAACUGCGUAUAACUUAUGAUAAACACUAUAUCCAUAUUGGUAGUUGUUCUAACUUCAAUAUGGGUGCUUUGUCGUGUAUUAUAAUGUGCAAUGUAUCUUCAUUAUUUGUAUUGUGUCAAAUUUGCAAUUGCUUAUGUGAAUGCUUUGUGUCUCAUAUAUCCUGUUCCGUAGGUAUUACAAAUCUUUUUUGUGUAACAUAGCACAUUUCCCUUCGAUACAAUAAAGGUUUGCUGAAAUCUC